AUGCCCACCUCUAGCCAAGCUUUAGCCUACCUGAAACAUGUCACAGAUUCUUGUGUUGGUGGGCAGGCCCUGUCAGCUGAUUCUACCUCUGCCUGCCAUCUGCCGAAUGUUUUCCCACAAAGGUAUGAAGAGGAUACGCAUUCUACAUCCCAUGUUGGGCUACGUGUCCUUGGAGAAGUUUUACAGCAAAGACCCCACGGAAGACCGUACAGGAGUGAACUGGUACUGCCACCUAUCAACAAUCCAACAACACAGCCUUUGACACUGGUAGCCAGCGAUUCCAGAAAGGCAACUGAAAUAACAUGUAACAACAAACAUUGCCGACAAAGGCGGAAGGAGAGAAGUAGAGACAGUGAAUCCAACACAUUUGAGCAUUGUAAAAAUGUUGGAAUCAGCCAAAUCAGCGAUUCCCAGUUCAGCCAGAACUUGGAAGCUACAAGAGGCUUGCCAAAGAGAACACGUAUCAACUCGGACCUGCCGCACAAAACUGGCCAUGGAGAACAGGAUUUCUUGGCAGGAGCCAUACCUACGUCCGCGUGUUCCCAGCAGUCGAUGGUGUCCAAUACGUCGGACGUGUGGACACAGGGGGACGCAUCUCUUUCACAAGAUGUCAACGACCCCAACUGUAAAAAACCGUUGAUGACCUGCGUUCUUAAUCUCAACCUGUGGGAUCAGUCAUGUGAAACACACUUCGACAACUCUUCGUGCAUUGGCAUUCUCUCCUACAACCAUCAGAUGGGCAGGCACGAAUGGAGCCUGGUUCCUCAGAACUCGCCGAUUCCCUUCAGGGCCGUUCGUGGCAGUUACAUCAAGAGCAGGAAUCCCGUAGAGAGUUCCACAUUGUCUGCUUUACCUGACCAGAGUGGCAACUUCAGUGACGGGGCCCAGCUCAAGAAAGACAGUGACGAAGAUAUGUUGGCACAGACUGGAGUAUCAGAACUGUUCGCUCAGCAAUGUGAUAACUUGGAGGAAGAAGAAAUGAAAAACAGAAAAGAACUUUCGGAGCAUGAAGGUAUAGAAAGAUGGCAGAUACACGAUCCAGACGUGAUUCAUGCCUUUCCAGGACAGUUUCAGUUUGCACAUGCGCUCAGUAAACAGGAUUAUCAUCAACCCAAAGCCUCAAACACAAGUGAAAGCAGUCGGCUGAUUCAGACCUGGAGCGAAAGACUCAAGCCUAGUGGCAUCAUAUACAAUGAAAGCUACUUCUUUGAGGAAGACGCUGAAGAUAUAAUCCCUCACUUCUUGGAAACAUUAAUCUCGGCACCGAAAGGAGGCGAAGAAGUCAGCGUUCAUUACCUGCCCAACAUUGCUGAAUCGGACUAUGGCCUUCAUGUUACUUCAGCUCCAAUACUAAAAUGUCGCAGUUUUAAAGUUACAAGCAGACCGGCGUUGUAUCAGAGGAAGAGGGACAAGGUUCAACCAACAGCACACCAUAGGAGGCUCAAUAAAGUCAGUGUGAAGCCUCCAGAACCUUCCGAGCCGGCUUCAGGAAAGUCUCUGUCACCCGAGCGCAACUCUAGAGCAGCAGAACACACGGAUACGUUGUGUACCUUGCAGGAACCAGGCGUCGGCGACGUUGAUGCAGCCGCUCAGAUGGAAACCCACAUACAGAUGUCUACCCCCAUGGAGGCCAGAGUUCUACGCAUGCGCACUGAGCUGCCACCAUCUCAGCCUAACAGACUUUGCUUCCGGACAACAUUGUCCGGCUGCUCUCACAACGAAGUCAUCAGUGGAAUUGAGUCGCAGAAAAAUAUCAAGGUCACCUGGCUGCAGUACGAGCCAGUUUCCCUCCACUACACAGAUGUGGCAAAGCCAGAUUAUCGCCAUUUGUGCAUGUGGCUGUUCGAGGUGUCCAGUGAGUCCGACUUGCCGAGGCUUCUGUUGGAGGGCUUCACGCUUAGAGGGCAGCACAUGAACGUCCUUCACCUUGACGAUGUCUACUUGGAAGAGUUCAGAACCUUUAACAUGUGCAAUGACGUUCUCAUGGAGCAACGGUCCAAACAUUUAAUCAAAAACAAGAACAAACGACUGCUGCGGUCCAGCCCCACAGUCUUGUGA
Candidula unifasciata is the source of this 2058-nucleotide messenger RNA. NCBI's taxonomy places the organism in Eukaryota, Metazoa, Mollusca, Gastropoda, Stylommatophora, Geomitridae. The record is from the annotation of a GenBank genome assembly.